Recurvomyces mirabilis is the source of this 1992-nucleotide messenger RNA. RefSeq names its product Protein SOSEKI 1 (gene SOK1). NCBI's taxonomy places the organism in Eukaryota, Fungi, Ascomycota, Dothideomycetes, Mycosphaerellales, Teratosphaeriaceae. The record is from RefSeq and is a predicted model, not a curated record. Bases 1 to 1992 code for a protein of 663 amino acids. The transcript has a single exon.
AUGCACCGCAAGACCCGCUCCCAGCCAGUGUCAGCGGAUCGUGAGUCACUAGAGCCAGAGACAACAAGUCAUGACAGCGCAUCUAUGGCAUCGACAUCGCCAGCGACUACUUCAUACGAAAGCGCAUCACCGGCCUUAUCUUGCAGUUCUCCUGCCAUGUCCGACCAGGAACUCAUCUACGAGAUCUUCGACUAUAUCCUUGAGAAUAUGGAACCUAACGGGGCGGAUAUCUCACACUUCUACGAGGUCGCGACAAAGCAGCCUCCUAUCACACCGGAGUCGUUAGCAGAGCUGGAUAUGCCGCGAAUCAUCAAUAACCCAAAGCUACGCCAUGAUGUCAAUUUCGACCGCGAGCUGCACUUUCGACCCAAUCUGGAAGGGUCGAAGGGCAAGCAGAAGUUGAGGUCUGCCGAUCAGUACUGGCAAGCUCUAGAAGGCGAGCUCUUCAUGUACGGCUUCGCAGCUGUUCGAAAGCAGACUGCUGCGUAUCCCGCAGCCCAAGCACACUGGGAGCGCGUACUUCGAGGAACGCAAAGACGACUACGGCAGAUCUUUGAAGCAAUCCGCGAUAUUCUCAGCACCCUGGUCCCAGAUCAUGAGCAAAAGCGAAUCCGUGCUCGAUUGGACGUAGAUCUGAUCAUGCAGCAGAUCACGAACGGCGUUUGCGAUCUGAUCGAUCUGAGUACGUGGCUUGCUACGGUCGUGAAGAAGCACUGUGCACCGAUGCGCGAUGAGCUUGUGGACGCCAUGUCGAUGGACAUUCAACGCGGUGCGCUGGAGAAUCGUCACGACAAGCUCGUGAACGGACUACGUCAAUUGCUGAACAUUCUCGAGGCGAUGAAGCUCGAUGUAGCAAACCACCAGAUUCGGCAUAUGCGUCCUUUGCUGGUUGAUGAUACUGUCAACUUCCAGCGUAGGUACAAUGCUCAUCGGAUCUCUUUGGGCAAGAUCGAGGUGCGCAAGUGUCAAAAGUGGUUUGACGAGGAGAUGGAAGGUCUCACUGCGCGAGCAAUUGAGCUUGGUACGCCGCAGCCGACAACACUAGAUGCGCUCUCAUCUGCACUACUGCGAGAUCUGCUCUUCAACGAAGCAACACCCUGCCCGCCAUCAUUCUACCUCGACUAUGACCGCCUUCGCAUCAUUCGCAACGACAUCCGCAGCACAGUCAGCCACGAGAUCUGCCGAGCCACCCUUGCUGAACUCACACCACCAUGGGUCUCACCCGCUGAACUCCUAAAAGCGCAAGGUGCACUCCAAUGCGCCGUCUCCGCCAUCGUAGGCAUGUCGAGUCGCUUCACCGAACGCGUCGAGAAUAUCGCCGUGGAGAUUGUGCGAUUCUUGCUCGUACUCGAAGGCCGCUACCCACCUUUUGACGGCACGCUGCUAGGCAUGGUAGAGCAGAGACUGGCGCAGGCUCUUCAGCCGACUUCUCAGGCCUUCGACAAGCUUGCUAGGGACACUUGUGAUAGGCUAUUGCCGAAGCUGAAGGUCUGCGUGGAUGCGCAUAUCCGCAUGUCGGCCUUGGAUCUGCAGGAUGCACUCGUAUCGACGAUCAUGCCUGCGCUUUCACCUUCGCCCUUUGGCUUCGGUGCUGUGUUGACACCGCCUGCGGGCAUGGUGAAACAGUAUGAUCCUGAUGAGGAUAUUGUGAGGCGCAUGACACAUAUCAUCUGCUUGCAUUGGCAAGUCUGGGCCGAUCUGGUCUAUCUUGCGCCGAAGGUGGGUGAGGCAGAUACUAGUGCUUCAGCCUCUCUUACACCCAGCCCAACGAUACCGAUUGCGCAGGCUGUCUAUGCGCCGGGUAAGAAGUGGUUGCCUGUGAGUGUCACUGUCACCGAUGUCCCAAGCGGUAUGCCCACACCAGCUUCGACACCAAAGCCAGCCGCUGAUGCGGACAUCCCGAGAGGCACAGAGGGUGCCGAUCCAGAGGCUGGCGAUGCGACACAACAGGAAUCGGAGUCACUGGACGCACAUCAGCAUCCGACUACUUAA